GGGCGAUGAAGGAGGGUUACCCUCCCCCGCGCUUGGUGGUGUUGCACAGCCGCAGUCGCCUUGGGCUGUACCACUGUAGAGAGCCGCGGGGGGAGGGGAGAAGUCACCUGCUCUGUGUGGUGGGCUUUCCCGCCUCCCGGGCAACGGCCGCCGCGGGAGGGCGGGUAAUGGCGUUCCUGUCGGCCGAGCUGCCGGCGGCAGCCGCCUCCCGCUUGCGGCGUCGGGGCCCUCCUGCGAGUGAGGCACCGGCUCUGGAAAGUGUUGACUCUUUAUAGACUUUUGCAGUAGAACAAGUAAACAAGGAGACUUCUACCUUUUUUAGUGCAGUGCAUUGUCACACGGAUCCAGCCAUGCCUGCGGACGGAAAAAGUGACAUGGAGAGGAUUGGCCUCUUCAGUGAAAUGGGCUAUAUUACCAUUGGAGAUAGAUAUGUAUCACAUUAUAUGCGCCCUUUUAAUGAAGCUGCAAGCAAGAACAGACAGAUGUUACCUGGGGGGACCAAAACAUUGUCAGCUCUUCAGGCAGGUUAUUUUGAGCCUCAGUUUGUGAGGAUUUUCGAUGGUGAAGCCUACUCAAAUCCUGUUCAGCUAAGGAGGCGCUAUAGAUUGGCAGAAUCAAAGAAAAACUUGGGCAGAGCUUUCCUUCCCAGUAAUGGAGACAAAUUGCCAUGUGGACUGGGCAGCUAUUAUGGAACCAUAGGAGGUCCAUAUGCAUACUUCAGUGCACAGCUGGAAGCCAAAGAAAAAUAUACUUCUCCUGGAAAGAAUUUUUAUACUAAUCCAGGAAAGAAAGGAACUGGAUAUGGAUAUGCAAAUGUUACCAUAGGUGAACAAUAUCCACAUGCACCUGAAGUGUAUGAAGCGGGAAGAACAGAUGCAAAGAAAGCACAAGAGGAGCAUCGGCGUUUGGUCAAAGGAGGGCCUUUCAAGUUAAAGCUCUAUCCCCAGGAGUAUUUUGACAUGAAUCCCUAUUUUAAUGACCAUCCUUUGCCACCAGUGAAGCAACAACCUCCAGGGAAGAAAAUUGCACCACCUUUUAAACCAAGUUCUCCUGCUAAAAAGCCAGGGGGCAUGAAAGGAGGCACAUUUGAUCCUUAUCCAAGCCAUUCUGCUGACCCGUAUGUAAUUAAAAAAUCUAAGGCAGUCACAACUAAUAAAGGGGGACGGAUUUUUCAUCCUCCUCCUGGACCAAAAAGCAGACCGAUUACAAGCAUAAUGACUUUAAAUGUCAUAAGAUCAUUAAAUGUAAUGAAUUACAAGACUGCACACUUGACAUCAUACUAGGUAGCAACAGUGAAAUAAAGGAUGUAGGACAGCUGAUGGAGUCUGCACUGAAGUUUUUCGUUACAUCUUUCUGCCUCUUCUCAUAAUUCUUCCUCUUCUAGUUUCUUUUGUAUUUCAGUAAUCUUUUCACUCCCUAACAAAACUGGAAUACUGGAAACUGAUUAAAAUGUAUGGAGCUUAAUUUGGAGAAAAUGAAACAAAAAACAAUCCUGUCUGUUAGAGAAGUGUACCUUGUGUUGAUUAAAGGUAGACCAGCAUUAUAUGUCAUCUAAAACAUAUGUAAACACAAGUUGAAUUCAAGUUAGGACUUCUUGCAGAAGUCACUGGUGAAAUGUUUGUGGGAUGUAUUAAAACGUUCAGCUAGAGGGUUAUAAGACUGUGAGUCUGAAACCUUAAGGACAGAACUCCAUCUGCUGUAAACUGUCACAAUUAAAUUUCUGUAGACCACUUAUAUUGUGUAAAGAUCUGGUGUUGUGAAUCUGGAAUUCAGCCAAGUAUCAAAAAAAGUAGACAGGAAAUUCCUUAUUGUGAAGCUUCAUAAAAAUCAAUAAGCUUCUUUUUAGGACGUAACAAAAAAAUUGAAGUGACU
Dromaius novaehollandiae (emu) is the source of this 1872-nucleotide messenger RNA. It is a transcript of the gene CFAP96, whose product is annotated as cilia and flagella associated protein 96. The transcript has 9 exons. Gene Ontology annotation, cellular component: centrosome. The coding region runs from base 351 to 1283 and encodes 310 amino acids. The record is from RefSeq and is a predicted model, not a curated record. NCBI's taxonomy places the organism in Eukaryota, Metazoa, Chordata, Aves, Casuariiformes, Dromaiidae.